AUGCUUGUUAAUUCAUGCAGGGCGGCUGGUCCCUUGUCUCACCAACAUGCUGCUCAUCCUGAGGUCCACCCCAUUCCCACAAGUGCUCAGCCCAUUCCCCCCUCUUUUUCACAGUAUCCUCCCCUUCUUCCUUUGCAGUAUCUUCCCCCCCUCCUUUGCAGUAUCCUCCCCCCCCUCCAUUGCAGUACCCUCCCCCCUUUGCAGUAUCCUCCCAAUCUUCCCCAGCCUGGUGCUAGGGGUGGUCCAAUUGACAAUCCUGAUGGUGAUAUGGAGGAUGACCCUCAUGCUGAUGAUGAUUACAAUAAUGAUGGCCCUUUUGGCACUCCUCUAGGAAAUGCAUUGGAUACCUUGGAUAGGGAUUUUGAGAUGUGUGGUGAUGAUGAUGAUGAUGGGCUGGAGGUUAACUCCUCCUGGUGUUGUGUCAUCAGCCUUGACAGUCCCCCCAAGGUAGUGGGCCAUAAGCGACAGUAUGCAGCUUCUCCAUCUCCACCUUGUGCCAGCACAAAUUCGUUCAUUCUCCCAUGCAAGGCACAGACGCCUAUGUACCACAGCUGUGAGGCAUUUGGUUCUGCCUCGCCUGGCAGCCAUGCACCACUCAAACUUCCUCUGUCAUUGGGAAUAUUGUGCAGCCACUCCUCCCCAUCAUCCACAACAUCUUCAUUGGCCUAUAUUUCAUCUGAUUAUUGGAUUUUGCCAACGGCAUCACAAAUGUCUCUUUCUGCAAAGCCACAGAGCUCUGUGAGCUUGAAGAAGAAGAGGACUUCAGUGGUGGACAUGGAGGGUCAGAUCAGCAUGCUCAAUGAUGAGAUUAAGAGCAUGCACAGUGACAUGUCUGAGCGCCGGGAAUUGAGGAAUGAGCACUAUGCCCUGAAGAUGAACUACUAA
Suillus subaureus is the source of this 885-nucleotide messenger RNA. RefSeq lists its product as uncharacterized. Bases 1 to 885 code for a protein of 294 amino acids. The record is from RefSeq and is a predicted model, not a curated record. NCBI's taxonomy places the organism in Eukaryota, Fungi, Basidiomycota, Agaricomycetes, Boletales, Suillaceae. The transcript has a single exon.